AUGUCAUUACCAACCACCCCAUCUCUCCUUCCCAUUCGACCCUUCUCGUCCUCCUCCGAUGAGCACAUCCUCCUGUCAUCAUCCAACAUGAUAGGAGUAAUAUUCGAGACGCUACUUUCAAAUCAAACCAACAACAAUAACACCAAUGGUACUCUUCCUUCCAUUCAACAUUCAAUGGAUGCCUUCUUCUUUGUGAGUUUAGCCUUCACUCUUGUGAUCGGAACCAUUCUCUCCAUUCUCAUUUUGAGAUUUUAUACCAAAUCCAAUCCAUUUCCAUGGUUCUUGUACAUUCCUCUUUUAAUUACUUAUUUAAUGUUAUUUACUGCAGUUUCACUAGUUUGUAUUGAUUUGGCAAGUGCCAUUUCAAGUGGUAAAUUAAAUAAGAAACAAUUAGCUGAUCCUGCAUUGGUCGUCUUGUGGAGAUUUAUUUAUUGGUCUUUACAAAUUCUCUCAUGGAUUUUACUUCCAGUGUUUCAAAGUUAUUUAUAUACUGGUGAAUUUUUAGCAAUUUUUCGAUGGUUACGUGCCAUUCUCGAUAACAUUAUCACCUAUUCAGUCAUGUUAUUAGUGGGUGGUAUUGCAUUGGGUGGAUUUUGUUUAUAUAUUGCCAUUUCUAAUUUACAAGAUCCACAACAUGCACAAAUUAUUUCAUUGGAUUUAAUAGCAGGUUUAGGAUUGAGUUUGUCCAACAUUUAUGGUUUAGUAUUAUUGGUUGGAUUUAUUGGAUAUGGACUUGUUGGUCUUCCUCGUUCUAUUUUAGAUAUGAGUAAUGAUGAACGUCAAUUAAGACUCUAUGAAUUUAAAACACCAACCAUUGUAGAAGAAUUAGAAGAUUUAGAAGAUGAAUUAUUAGAAUAUUUAAGUAUUUGUAAAGUAUUGGAUCGAAAAGUGGAAUCUCAUCACAAACAACGUAAAAAUUUAGAUCGAAUUAUGAAAACAGUUCAACAAGUCACAGAUAAUCAUCCUCAAUUAUUGAAAAAAGCAAGACAAAGUACUUUGAGAGAGGGUGAUCUCAAUUUAAUUCCAUCCAAUAUUGAAGAAUUAAGUCGUUCUCAAUGUGUGAAAAUUCAUCGAUUAUUACAAAAAGCCAUUCGUGAAUUCAGUUCCAAACAAUAUCAAUGGAAACAUCUUCAAAGAAAAGCCUUCAUUCUUCAAGAUAUCAUUGAAUCCAAAUCGAAUCAUUCUGAAAAGAGAAUUGUCUCAGUGUUUCGUAGUCCUCGUCCUAAAUUUCUUCAAAAGAUUUUAGAGAAACCUGAAUGGAUCUAUCGAACCUAUUUGAGAUCCUUCUUUUUGAAAUUACUAGUACUUUUAUUCAUUCCUUUUGGAUUAAUUUUAAUGUGGUGUGAAUUUACUCCACUCUUUAAGAAUAUUCAUGCUACCAAACAUUUAAGAUUAUCUAUUUUGGAACUCAUCAUCAUGUCCAUGAAAGAUCGGUUUGCCAUUCAAUUUGUGUCUUUGGGAAUUUUAUCAUUGAUUUUGGCAAUACUUCUUUUUGCCAUGUAUCGAGUGAGAAUUUUAUAUAUAUUCCAAAUGGUACCUCAUCAUACAGAUGCAUAUACUUUAUUCUAUACAUGCAUUUUCCUAUGUCGAGCAAUUCCUAGUAUGUGCUUUAACUUUUUACAGAUGGUUGGUGUUGAUCCAGAUGAUGGUGUUGCAUACUAUACUAUUUAUGGAGCACUUCGAUUGGAUGGAUUACGAAUUUUUGGUGUAUUGGGAGGUUUCAUUGUUGACUAUUUUCCAAUUCUCAUUAUUGUCGUUGCAUUUAUUACGUUAUUUAAAUUAAUUGAGAGAUGUGGAACUUUAUGUAAUAUUCAAAGAUUUAAUUAUACAAGUUCUACUAUCAAUGAUGAAACCGUGUUGGAAGGUCGUGAAAUUCUUCAAAGAGCAAGAAAAAGAAAGAUGAGACAAUUACAAAAUGUUGCAGUUGAGAAAAUUUCAACUUCUUUUGAUAAACUUGAAGAAAUAUAUUUAGAUAGUAAGGAAUCGAGAAGAGAGGAUGAAGAAGAGGCCAUCGAUGAGAUUCCUCAAGAGAAGGAUCAUUUCGAUCAUUUUGAAAUUCAUCAAGAUUUAUUGAAUGAAAGAAAUGUAGAAGAUGACGAUCAAGAGCCUGUAGAAACUACUCCUCAUCGCUCAAAAACAAGACUCGAUCGCAUCUAUGAAAAGCAUGGAAGAGAAAGACCAACAUCCAAGACCAGCAACCAUAGUUUGGUGGACUCGGUGAAAACCAAAUUGAAGAAUUUCAAGAAGAAGAAUUUUGAUUCGGUUCUAUAA
Molecule: messenger RNA, 2271 nt
Organism: Naegleria lovaniensis
Lineage: Eukaryota; Heterolobosea; Eutetramitea; Acrasida; Naegleriidae
Exons: 5
Coding region: 1-2271 (756 amino acids)
Cellular component (GO): membrane
Source: RefSeq, a predicted model, not a curated record